AUGAAAAAGGUACAGAAAUCUUCAUCGUCAGACGAUACCGACUUAGAAAUUGAUUACGCUGAAAGUGGUGACAGCGAAUGGAAUGAAGAUAGUGAUUCAAUUGUAGAGAAUACGGAAGAUAAAAAUAAAAUAGUGACUGAAAAACGAAGACUGAAACUUGCUUUUCAUAAAAAGCCACAAAAAAAGAGUCAGAGGCCUCUUUCGCACCCUGGAUCGGAUCUUGAAAAUAUGCCUUUAAGUUCACUGGCGUCUUCUAGGGGUAAAGUUUCUGUAAAAGAUUUAAAAACAGGUUGUUAUGUAAUAGUUACAUAUGAAGGUGAAUAUUUCCCGGGUAAAAUUGAAGACAAAGAUAGAGGGAUGUACGAAAUUAGUACAAUGGUACUAUCAACUGGGAACACUUUCAGAUGGCCAGACAGAGCAGAUAAAAUUUGGUAUAAAUUGAGUGACAUUAUUGAAAGAAUUAGACCUCCUAUAAAACAAAAUAAUAGAGGAUUCUUUAAAGUUGCAGAGAUGAAUAAAUUUUUACCUGAUAUAUACAUGACAUAG
Molecule: messenger RNA, 546 nt
Organism: Parnassius apollo (apollo)
Lineage: Eukaryota; Metazoa; Arthropoda; Insecta; Lepidoptera; Papilionidae
Source: the annotation of a GenBank genome assembly